ACAAUGAAUCAUGCUUGUUGGUUGUUUACAACGGAAUAAACAUGAUUUUCUGCACGUUCAGUGAAACAGUUGGAAUUCAAUUUUCUUUUGUAGUAAUUUUAUAAUGAACGUGAGUUCCAGAUAAUGUUCAUAGGCAUCAGUUAACCAAUUGUUGUAUGUGUUCAUCGUCUUACGUGGAUGGAACUUUCUAGAUGAGGUCAUUAAGUGGGAUUACUUCUUUGUCUUGUGCAGCAGUCUAGGCCUGGGCCCGAGAUAGGCCUCUGUCAGAAAGGACUCCGUGAUCCGGAGAAAGACGGGGUUCGCCCUGGCAGCUUUGAAAGCUUAGGGGGCCAGUGCGCCCCAAAUAGACUUAGUAAACAUGUUGCCUACAAGUGCCUGGCUUGCGUUGGUGACAGGCUUUUGGUCACUUCUGUAUUUGUUAGAUGCUUAUGCAAAGACUCAUAAACGCUAUGGUCUACGUUAUUGCGAAUUCCAAGAUAGAAAUGGCAUCCAAGUUACAGUUGCUCAAGUGCGCUGGUACUCAACUUGUCUCAACCGGGUAUUUUUAAAAGUUGGCCAGUGGAAACCGGCGUUAACGAGAGUCUGGUUUACAGCCGGUGUCUGGUUCGGGAUUGCUGCAAUGCUGUCCUCCAUAGCCCUCCUUAUAUGGACUUUAAUUAAAUCAUUUUCAGUUGAGAAGAAGGAAAGAGUAUUAACUCCUGUGAUGCCGGGUGUGAAUUUACCACUGAAUCAAAUUGUGUAUUAUUUUGCUGUUCUUUUUAUAAGUGGCGUUUUUCAUGAGUUUGGACAUGCGAUGGCAGCUGUAAGGGAGCAGGUUCGAGUAAAUGGAUUUGGAAUAUUCCUGUUGGCCAUUUAUCCUGGUGCGUUUGUGGACCUUCACACGGACCAACUUAAUGCGGUUUCUCCAAUACGCCAGCUACGCAUCUACUGUGCUGGCAUAUGGCAUAAUUUUGUUCUCGUCCUUGCUGGAAUUUUUGUAAUGCUGACGUUACCGGCUCUACUAUCACCGUUGUAUGUGACAGGGUCUGGCGUGGUGCUGACUGAUGUUAUCAAGAAUUCUCCUGUGUUCGGUAAACAUGGCCUUCAGUCCGGAGACUUUGUAAACGCUCUUAAUGGCUGCCCUGUAAACAGUAUUGAAGACUGGAGUCGAUGCAUGGGUGCAAUCGUUUACUAUCCACCUCCCGGUUAUUGCAUGCCUGUUGGUAAACUUCAACAGAUGAGUCAUACAGUUCCUUUGUACGUUGGCUAUGGAGGGCAUUUGGAAUGUUGUAACAACACCAGCGCGUCUGAUUUGUGUUUUAGUUACGAAAUUGUGUCCGAUUCUGAGAAUCAAGAGAAAAGUCAUUCAUGCGUCGAAGCUAGGCCAGUGACUGAGCAACCCAGGUGUCAGAAAAAUAGUGAUUGCUUAGCAGCACGUAGGACGGUGUGUAUACAUCCAUUUUUAGACAAGAACACUAAACUGAUCAAGAUUAUGAAAAGCAGAGGAAAAUCUGUUCUAUAUGUUGGUGAUCCAUAUCUUUUUGGACAUUCAGUUAGUGUCAGCAACUAUAUUCCAAAGUAUUCCUAUUUGCCGAUCUCACUUCCAGAUAUUAUAGAUCUGUUCUGCAGAUAUCUAAUUUCCUUGUCGGGAGCUUUGGCAAUCUUGAACGCUGUACCGUGCUUCGCUCUCGAUGGCCAGUAUAUCCUCACCGCCUUUAUUGAGUUUUCUUUAAAAACUGUCUUGCCGAAUCGAGAAGAUAGGGAAAGUGUUCAGUCACUAACUCUAAUAUUUGGGACAAUUCUACUUGCAGCUAAUAUUCUUCUUGCCCUUUAUACUUUAUUUGUGAGCUAAUUGUGAUUUGUUCAUAGAGUAAUUAUAAAUACACUAGACUGCUAAGUUGAACACAUUUCAUCCUGAAAUUUAGCAGCUUUAUUGGAGUGUAAUCCCUUUCAAAAUGGCCAUUCUAAAUGCAAUACUGUACCGACUCUAUUUGAAGAAUGCUUACAGUACCUAGAUAAAGUGACUGCCAUUUGUACUUUUAGUGGCACCCCUUGAAGACAAUGGAACAGUCCAUCCCAAGUAAGGACAUUCUUACUAGCCCAUACAAAUUUAGGUUCAUGGGUUUACAAGUCAGGAGCGAUUCCAACAGUCACCCCCCCCCCCC
Molecule: messenger RNA, 2144 nt
Organism: Anneissia japonica
Lineage: Eukaryota; Metazoa; Echinodermata; Crinoidea; Comatulida; Comatulidae
Product: membrane-bound transcription factor site-2 protease-like
Exons: 9
Coding region: 359-1831 (490 amino acids)
Biological process (GO): regulation of response to endoplasmic reticulum stress; membrane protein intracellular domain proteolysis
Cellular component (GO): membrane; cytoplasm
Molecular function (GO): protein binding; metalloendopeptidase activity
Source: RefSeq, a predicted model, not a curated record